Messenger RNA from Lethenteron reissneri (Far Eastern brook lamprey), 5026 nucleotides. RefSeq names its product zinc finger protein 271-like. NCBI's taxonomy places the organism in Eukaryota, Metazoa, Chordata, Hyperoartia, Petromyzontiformes, Petromyzontidae. The record is from RefSeq and is a predicted model, not a curated record.
AUGAACGAGAGUGGCGAGAUACAACAAGGGAAUAAGCUGGGAGAGGAUGCGAUGAUGCGCAGCCAAUCAGCUCACGGGAUACUGUACAUCCACUCGUGCUCUCAUUCGUCGAUCUCGCGCCGGGAACCAAUCACGCAACAAUGCGACCGGUGUGCAUUCAGCACGGAUCGUCCUGAACAUUUGACAAGGCACCAGAGAACACACACGGGAGAGAAACCGUUCAAGUGCACUGUGUGUGGGAAGGCGUUUUCAGAUUCAUCUGCUCUUAUAAAACACCAGAGAACACACACGGGAGAUAAACCCUUCAAGUGCAGUGUGUGUGGGAGGGCGUUUGCACAGUCAUCUGCUCUUGUAAUACACCAGAGAACACACACGGGAGAGAAACCCUUCAGGUGCAGUGUGUGUGGGAAGGCGUUUGCACAUUUAUAUACUCUUAUAAUGCACCAGAGAACUCACACGGGAGAGAAACCCUUUAAGUGCAGUGUGUGUGGGAAGGCGUUUUUACAGUCAGCUAAUCUUGUAGCACACCAGAGAACACACACGGGAGAGAAACCCUUUAAGUGCAGUGUGUGUGGGAAGGCGUUUUCACAGUCAGCUAAUCUUGUAGCACACCAGAGAACACACAUGGGAGAGAAACCCUUCAAGUGCAGUUUAUGCGGGAAGGCGUUUGCACAGUCAUCUGCUCUUGAAAGACACCAGAGAACACACACAGGAGAGAAACCCUUCAAGUGCAGUGUGUGUGGGAAGGCAUUUGCAUGUUCAUCAAAUCGUCAUUUACACCAGAGAACUCACACGGGAGAGAAACCCUUUAAGUGCAGUGUGUGUGGGAAGGCGUUUUCACAGUCAGCUAAUCUUGUAGCACACCAGAGAACACACACUGGAGAGAAACCCUUUAAGUGCAGUGUGUGUGGGAAGGCGUUUUCACAGUCAGCUAAUCUUGUAGCACACCAGAGAACACACAUGGGAGAGAAACCCUUCAAGUGCAGUUUAUGCAGGAAGGCGUUUGCACAGUCAUCUGCUCUUGAAAGACACCAGAGAACACACACAGGAGAGAAACCCUUCAAGUGCAGUGUGUGUGGGAAGGCGUUUGCAUGUUCAUCAGAUUUGACACAGCACCAGAGAACUCACACAGGAGAGAAACCCUUCAAGUGCAGUGUGUGUGGGAAGGCGUUUUCAGAUUCAUCUGCUCUUGUAAAACACCAGAAAACACACACGGGAGAGAAACACUUCAAGUGCAGUGUGUGUGGGAGGGAGUUUGCACGUUCAUCUACUCUUGUAAUACACCAGAGAACACACACGGGAGAGAAACCCUUCAGGUGCACUCUGUGCGGGACGGCAUUUGCACGGAAACAAAAUCUUCAAGUACACCAGAGAACACACACGGGAGAGAAACCCUUCAAGUGCAGUGUGUGUGGGAGGGAGUUUGCACGUUCAUCUACUCUUGUAAUACACCAGAGAACACACACGGGAGAGAAACCCUUCAGGUGCACUCUGUGCGGGACGGCAUUUGCACGGAAACAAAAUCUUCAAGUACACCAGAGAACACACACGGGAGAGAAACCCUUAAAGUGCAGUGUGUGCGGGAAGGCGUUUUCAGAUUCAUCUGCUUUUAUAAAACACCAGAGAACACAUACGGGAGAGAAACCCUUCAAGUGCAGUGUGUGUGGGAAGGCGUUUUCAGAUUCAUCUAGUCUUGUAAAACACCAGAGAACACACACGGGAGAGAAACCGUUCAAGUGCACUGUGUGUGGGAAGGCGUUUUCAGAUUCAUCUGCUCUUAUAAAACACCAGAGAACACACACGGGAGAGAAACCCUUCAAGUGCAGUGUGUGUGGGAGGGCGUUUGCACGUUCAUCUGCUCUUGUAAUACACCAGAGAACACACACGGGAGAGAAACCCUUCAGGUGCAGUGUGUGUGGGAAGGCGUUUGCACAUUUAUAUACUCUUAUAAUGCACCAGAGAACUCACACGGGAGAGAAACCCUUUAAGUGUAGUCUGUGUGGGAAGGUGUUUUCACAGUCAUCUAAUCUUGUAGCACACCAGAGAACACAUACGGGAGAGAAACCCUUUAAGUGCAGUGUGUGUGGGAAGGCAUUUUCACAGUCAGCUAAUCUUGUAGCACACCAGAGAACACACAUGGGAGAGAAACCCUUCAAGUGCAGUUUAUGCGGGAAGGCGUUUGCACAGUCAUCUGCUCUUGAAAGACACCAGAGAACACACACAGGAGAGAAACCCUUCAAGUGCAGUGUGUGUGGGAAGGCAUUUGCAUGUUCAUCAGAUCGUCAUUUACACCAGAGAACUCACACGGGAGAGAAACCCUUUAAGUGCAGUGUGUGUGGGAAGGCGUUUUCACAGUCAGCUAAUCUUGUAGCACACCAGAGAACACACACGGGAGAGAAACCCUUUAAGUGCAGUGUGUGUGGGAAGGCGUUUUCACAGUCAGCUAAUCUUGUAGCACACCAGAGAACACACAUGGGAGAGAAACCCUUCAAGUGCAGUUUAUGCGGGAAGGCGUUUGCACAGUCAUCUGCUCUUGAAAGACACCUGAGAACACACACAGGAGAGAAACCCUUCAAGUGCAGUGUGUGUGUGAAGGCGUUUGCAUGUUCAUCAGAUUUGACACAGCACCAGAGAACUCACACAGGAGAGAAACCCUUCAAGUGCAGUGUGUGUGGGAAGGCGUUUUCAGAUUCAUCUACUCGUGUAAUACACCAGAGAACACACACGGGAGAGAAACCCUUCAAGUGCAGAGUGUGUGGGAAGGCGUUUGCAUGUUCAUCUAAUCUUGUAAAACACCAGAGAAUGCACACGGGAGAGAAACCCUUCAAGUGCAGAGUGUGUGGGAAGGCGUUUGCAGAGUCAUCUACUCUUGUAAUACACCAGAGAACACACACGGGAGAGAAACACUUCAAGUGCAGUGUGUGUGGGAGGGCGUUUGCACGUUCAUCUACUCUUGUAAUACACCAGAGAACACACACGGGAGAGAAACCCUUCAGGUGCACUCUGUGCGGGACGGCAUUUGCACGUAAACAAAAUCUUCAAGUACACCAGAGAACACACACGGGAGAGAAACCCUUCAAGUGCAGUGUGUGCGGGAAGGUGUUUGCACAGUCAUCAAAUCUUCAAAGACACCAGAGAACACACAAGCAUCAGAAGAUCCACAAGGAGUGGAGUCUGAAAUCAGCUUGCGAAAGUCAAAGUGCCGCAAUGAGCCCAUCCCUCAUCAAACAAAAACCGGAAGACAAUUCCAGCUUGAACGAUUUUAAAGGUAUCGAGGUGAAACAUGAAGAGGUGAAGGUGAAAUGUGAAGAAGUGAUGGUGAAGAGCGAAGAAGUGAAGGUAAAAUGUGAAGAUGAAGAGUCAACUCCAAAAUCGGACCUUCACAUCGAUGGAGGCAACGUGAAGCAGGAGGAGAAUUCUGACUGUGAGGCAGAGCGAGGCAACUCCCAGCAGUUUGUGGAAGUGGAGGUGUGGGUGGACUUCCUCUGAGACAGUACAAAGUCAAAUGGAGACCCGGUAGAUGUAUAAGCUUGAGACGAUGUCGCUCUAAGUUAUGCACUUUUGUCACAGGCCUUUAAUGACAAGAAUGUGAAGUUGAACACUCAGUUCCGAGGUUCAACCUGCAGGGUAAGAGCAGCCAGUUCUUGUAGACCUGUGUGUUGGGUAGAUCUCUAACCAGGAGCGGGAGCCAAUAAGCUCCCAAGCAUUCACUAUGUUAUCAAUUGUAUUUAUAUGGUGCUUGCUUAAUCGCCCCGGCAAUUCGGAGUUUUGUAUCGUAUCUCGUCUCAACCACUCGAAGAGCAUCCCCAAGUAGCAGCUGCCCCUGUGUGGCACAAGGUGGUGGCCCUGCACCGGCCUACAUGUGGACAAGAGCCUGUCAGUAGGGGGCGAUGGUUGAUGUGGCAUCUCAGUUGUGGAGUUUGUAAUGUUUAGAAUUUGAUCAAUUUUGACCCAGACGCCAGCAUGCAAUGGCCGACUCGUUUUGAAUGACACAAUAGUAUGUUGUACAUACACUGUUAAGCAGACGGUGGUAUAAUUUAAAAUAGCUACUUGUUAAUAUGAUGUAACCUGAUGCAGCAUAUUUCAGUGCGUACAUGUAACAUUUUGUCUAUAAGGGUCAAACAUUGAAUAAGUCAUGUUAGGACACAGUGUGUGUUUUGAAGUAACCUGUACAGGAUCACUCAGGUGAGACUCCUUCGUGUGAUACAGGUCAAAGGGUAUUUUUGUGUUUUGAGGAAGCGUCUGCCUCUGGAGCAACUCAUUGUCUUUGAAAUAGGGAGCACACUCGGAUCAUUCAUCAGUUACAAGGCAUACCACUCAAAAGUUACACGUAGUGGAGAUACAUUCUCAACAACACGAAUUAAAAUGUUGUAUUACGUGUUGACGUAGAUGUUGUCGAAUUAGGACAAGAAAUGGUCUUUGCUGAUUAACGUCUGGAUGUUCACAACCAUAGGUUGAAGCAAGCCUGACCGCCUGCGGUGCCCCUCAAUCAUUUACGGCCUUGGGCCAGGAAAGUCACGAAAAAAAUUCACACGAACGACGCAUUCACGCAAGCACCCGAUGCUCCGUUUAGAAGUUUUAAAAUGAAACAACUUUGAAUUGUAUUAUUUUUGAAUUAGAUAAUCGUAUUUCUUCAUUAAAGCUUAUGUCAUUUUACAUCUGGAAGACUUAAUUGAAAACAACAUUUCGUGUGAAAUUUCUCUAGUCGUGAGGUAAAUGGCCUUACCGGGGUUCGGUUCAAUGCGGACUUUCACCUGGUUGGGAUCGCGGGGUGGAGAUAAGGUGACAUAGAGCUGGCCGUGCCAGAAGACCGCCGUCUGCAGAUCGAUUCCAACGCGAUUGAAUGUCUGUUCCUGCUCCUCCGUCGUUCAUGUAGGGGGCGAGUAGGUUUGCAGCGCCUCCUGCAUGAAAACGAAGGAAAGUGCAGGGUUCAUAACGGAUGAAGUUGUGUGCUUAUAUAAGAGUACUCGCGGGAAGUACCGGGCGUGAAAUUUCCCACUUUUUAACGUAAUAUAUAGGAUACUAA